Molecule: messenger RNA, 1212 nt
Organism: Polypterus senegalus (gray bichir)
Lineage: Eukaryota; Metazoa; Chordata; Cladistia; Polypteriformes; Polypteridae
Gene: wdr38
Product: WD repeat domain 38
Exons: 9
Coding region: 181-1083 (300 amino acids)
Molecular function (GO): protein binding
Source: RefSeq, a predicted model, not a curated record
ACCCGAGUGCGGUGGCUUCGCGAACUUUCACUCACUCAACUCAACUCGGCGCGUCCAGGAAAUCAGAGAAAUCGCCGCUGCCUGGUCUCCAUGGCAACGCCCAGUGUUUGGCGGUAAUCGAGAGGCUUUCAUGCGGCAGUCCUAGUCGUCGUCCCUGCAGCCGCUGCCCCCGCCACCGCGAUGAAGGCAGAUUACCACAAAACGGCCGUAAAGCACUUCUCAAGGCACAAGGGCGAGAUCAACUGUUGUGUCUUCUCAUCUGACUGUCAGAUUCUGCUCACCUGCUCCGAUGACUGUCGUUUGUUUGUGUGGAGUGUCAUCUCUGGUGAACUCUUGACCAAAGCAUCUGGACACACAGGUCCAGUGAAAACCUGUUGUUUUUCUCCUGACGAUGCCAUCUUUGCCAGUGGCUCUCAUGACUGCACAGUGAGGGUGUGGCGAACAGCAACAGCAGAGUGUCUCCAUUUGCUCCAAGGUCAUCAGAGAGGUGUGGAGACUGUCUGUUUCAGCCCAGAUUCCAAACACAUCCUCUCUGGAGGCUGGGAUAAACGUGCUAUCCUAUGGGACACACAAAAUGGGACAGUUAUUCGAAUAUUUUCUGGACAUCAAAGUGCAAUUCAGAGCAGCUCAUUUUCAGUAAACUCACAGUAUCUGGCAACCGGAUCCUGGGACUAUACAAUUAAAGUGUGGAAUUAUGAAGCGGAAGAGAAAGAAAAAACAUUAAGUGGACACACAGGCAACGUCAGCUGUGUUUGCUUCUCAACAACAGGCUUGCUGGCAUCUGGGUCCUGGGACCGAACAGUUAGAGUCUGGAAUCCCCACAAAGGAGCCAUCAUAUUCUUAUUAGAGUGUCACACCGGGUGGGUGAGGAGCCUGGCUUUCUCAAGAGAUGGAAUGUUGCUGGCUUCAGCUGGAGAUUAUGACCCGGUAUUUUUAUGGGACAUGGAAAAUGGGAAUUGUCUGAAGACUUUACAGCAGAAAAUGGAUAUGGCACAAGGAUGCAUAUUUUCUCCUCAAGGAGCUCUUCUCACCACAGGCAUGGUGGACGAAAUCAGUAAAGCGGACGAUGCUGAGCAGCAGUAGGCCGUCGACCACUCAGACCUGUCCUCACUGAGUCAAGAGAACAUUUGCAGUUGGUGCCUUUUUGCUCACCGAUAAUUCUGCUCUAAUAGCUUGCAACUUAUCAAGUUAAUAUUCCGCUUCUUAUUUUCU